Molecule: messenger RNA, 2027 nt
Organism: Clarias gariepinus (North African catfish)
Lineage: Eukaryota; Metazoa; Chordata; Actinopteri; Siluriformes; Clariidae
Product: CMRF35-like molecule 1
Exons: 8
Coding region: 1-969 (322 amino acids)
Source: RefSeq, a predicted model, not a curated record
AUGGAGAUGGUCCUCAUCUUCACCUUCUGCCUGAUUCUAGCUGGUACUGAUGCUGUAACUACAGUAACUGGAUACAGAGGACGAUCAGUUCAGAUUAAAUGUCCCUACACAUCUGGAUAUGAAAACUACAACAAGUAUCUCUGCAGAGCCAGAGUCUUCACCGUCACCAUCACUGAUCUGAGACCAGAGGAUGAAGGAACUUACUGGUGUGCGAUAGAGAAGACAUGGCAUGAUAAAUACACAGAGAUUCUACUGCUGGUUGAAAAGAAUGCCCCUGCAAUCAGUACUGUCUCAGACACUACACACACCACACACUCCACUUCGACAGAGUCCAUGAGUACAUCACUGCAUGCUGAGAGCACACAUUUAACAACAGCAAAUCUACUUAAUGAUGUUACCCACCCAACCCCCGUUCCCACAUCUCAUGAAAUUCCAACCGUCAUCACGGCUGUGUCUGUGGUUCUGGUGCUGCUUCUCCUUGCCCUUUUAUUAGCUGUUGUCCUGCAGAGAAAAAAGAAGAUCCAAGGUUCAUCUCCAAUUCAACCUGCACAAAGCUCCUUAAAACGGCAAGUGGUUCCAUGUCCUGAUUUCGGUGAGAUUAAGAGCAGCAGAAGUCUUUCUAACACACUUUACUCCACUGCUCCACCUCCCUCAAAUCCCUCAGAGAUUUAUUGCAACACUGGAUUACCAGGAGUUCCCUCUGAUUAUUCACAAGCUGUUUAUACUACAGUAGAUCACCCAUCAGAUCCUCCUGAUCAGGACUUCUACUCCACAGCUCAGUUACCAACAAUUCCAUCUAACUCAUCAGUCAGCGCUGCUCCAUCAUCAGGGGUGAAAUCUCCUGAAAGUCUAAUGUACGCAGCAGUGAGUUUUGACACCAGGAAUGAUGGUGCAGCUCCAGCAGUGAUCUACAAACCCAAGAACAAUUCAUGUGAAUAUGCCACUGUUAACAAAAAUAAACACAGCUAGUUGGCAUAAAUCAGAAUGCUAGUUCUGAUUCAUUUGCAAUUUAUAUAUUGCAGUUCUAUCUGCUAUAAUGCUAUUUAAUUGUCCAACCUGAUUGAUCAAAAGGUCAAUUUACAUUCUAUACCAUUUAAAUCUAAAUUUUAUAUUUGUAUUAAUUAUGAAUAAAAAGUUUGUUUAGUUUUAAUAGUGAAAUUUGUCACAUAUAAACUUUGUAUUGCUUAAUUGUGUGUAUAUGCAUCCCCCGGUCACAUUAUUAGGUACACCUUUUUAACUGCUUAUUAACACAAAUAUCAGGUUAGCCAACCAAAUGGCACCAACUUAAUGCCUUUAGGCAUGUAGACAUGGUCAAGAUGAGCAUCAGAAUUGGUCUACAGCAGUAAAAGACCACACCAGAUGCAACUUAUGUCAGCUAUAAAAGGAAACUGAGGCCAACAAUUCACAUGGGCUCACCAAAAUUGGACAAAAGAAGAUCAGAAAACUUUGCCUGGUCUGAUGAGACGAUUUCUGCUGCAUCCAGUCCAAUAGAUCAUGAAAGUUGUGUAAUGAGAUUUAGAUUACAAGAGAUAAAGAUUUACAAAUAAGCAUGGUUAAUUUUUAAAGGAGUAUACACAAAAUAAUUCUCUAUCACUUUCAAAAUAGCAUAUCUGUUCGUAUAAUAACUUGUAUUAUGCCAUAUUAUUUGGACGUUGGUGGGCAUAAUUCAGGUUUAUUAGUGAUAUUGCUGCUUAUAGAAUCCUUCCUGUUUAUUCAGAACUAACAGUUUGGUCGGUAUUAACUAUAACAUUCAAAUCAGUUUUAUUUAUAUACAGCUUUUUACAACUGUUACUGUCACAAAGCAGCUUUACAGAAUCAAAGGAAUAUUAUUGAAAUAAGUAUGAAAUGUGUGUCGGAAUAUGUAAACAUCAAAAUGAUCAGAAUGUCCCUGAUGAACAAGCCGAUGGUGAGGGGGGAAGGAAAAACUUUGAGAUUCAUCAACAGAGGCCAUAAAGCUCUGUGAUGUUGCUUCCAAGCUCAAGCAUGUUUGAGUGCGCGCACACACACACACACACACACACACACAC